Molecule: messenger RNA, 4230 nt
Organism: Phycodurus eques (leafy seadragon)
Lineage: Eukaryota; Metazoa; Chordata; Actinopteri; Syngnathiformes; Syngnathidae
Gene: maco1b
Product: macoilin 1b
Exons: 11
Coding region: 317-2356 (679 amino acids)
Biological process (GO): neuronal signal transduction
Cellular component (GO): rough endoplasmic reticulum membrane
Source: RefSeq, a predicted model, not a curated record
GGAGGGGAAGUGGUCGAGCGGUCGCCUCGCAGCAUAAGUGGCUCGUCUCGGUAUCCGUCAAAGAGAGAGGCCUCGGUGAAUAGUGUGAUUGGAUGUUCCAAACGUCUGCCAACUAGAUACACGUAAAAUAUAGCUUGGCCAGUACGCAAAGGAGGACGUUCCCGAAUAGAGUCCUUUAUUUAUUUCUUUCUUGCCAGUUGGGACAAAUAAUUAUAGCGACACAUACGACACUUCAUUUAUUUUCGUUGCCCGUAUACGCUAGAAAACUGGAUAAGAUUACGGUGGUUGCUCGAAGGCCAAAGCCAAGUGGAGGAGGAUGAAGCGGCGCAAUGCGGACUGCAGCAAACUCCGACGGCCGGUAAAACGGAAUCGAAUCACCGAGGGUAUAUACGGCAGUACUUUCCUGUACCUGAAGUUCCUGGUGGUGUGGGCAUUAGUGCUACUGGCUGACUUUGUUUUGGAGUUCAGAUUUGAGUACCUCUGGCCGUUCUGGCUCUUCCUCCGGAGUGUGUACGACUCUUUUAGAUACCAGGGGCUGGCCUUCUCAGUAUUCUUUGUGUUUGUGGCGCUUACUUCGGACUUCAUUUGCCUCCUCUUCAUCCCAGUGCAAUGGCUGUUCUUUGCUGCCAGUACUUACGUGUGGGUGCAGUAUGUCUGGCACACAGAGAGAGGAGUCUGUCUACCGACUGUGUCACUAUGGAUACUCUUCGUGUACAUAGAGGCAGCCAUCAGAUUCAAAGACCUCAAGAACUUCCAUGUAGACUUGUGUCGCCCAUUUGCUGCACACUGCAUUGGCUAUCCAGUGGUGACACUGGGCUUUGGCUUUAAGAGCUAUGUAAGCUAUAAGAUGCGCCUCCGGAAGCAGAAAGAGGUGCAGAAGGAGAAUGAGUUUUACAUGCAGCUCCUUCAGCAGGCUCUGCCUCCUGAGCAACAGAUGCUCCAAAGGCAAGAACGAGAAGCAGAAGAAGCAGCAGCUAAAGGAAUAUCUGACGUAGACACACUUCCAGUUUUACAGAAUGGUGCCCCUGCCAAUAAAAAGACCUCGGCGCCUUUGCCGGAGUUAGAGUAUAGAGAAAAAGGGAAAGACGGAAAAGGUGGUGGGGAGGCUAAAAAGCAGCACAACAGCAACAGCAUCCUGCCAUCAUCAGUGGACUCUAAACUCCAAGAGAUGGAGUAUAUGGAGAACCAUGUGAACAGCAAGAGACUGACCACUGAACUCGGCAGCACAGAGAACUUGCUUAAAGAGGACAAUAAUUCCUCCUGCUCAUCCACUUCCUCCUCAUCCUCUAAAAACUACAAAAACAGCAAUGCCACAAUGCUCAACUCCUCUCCCCGUGGCCACAGUGCUACCAAUGGCAGCGUGCCAUCCUCUACGCCAUCCUCCUCUUCCACAGGGAAGAACGAGAAGAAGCACAAGUUAGCAGUGGGGAAGGGGUCCUCAAGUGGCUCCAACAGAGACCCUACAGACAACUGUAUUCCCAACAAUCAGCUAAGCAAGCCUGAAGCACUUGUUAGAUUGGAGCAGGACGUUAAGAAGUUGAAGGCAGACCUGCAGGCCAGCCGGCAGGUGGAACAGGACCUGCGCAGCCAGAUCGGCUCACUUGGCAGUGCUGAGCGCUCAAUACGUACUGAGCUGGGUCAACUCCGCCAGGAAAACGAGCUGCUGCAGAACAAGCUCCAUAAUGCUGUACAGGCAAAGCAAAAGGACAAGCAGGCUGUGGGUCAACUGGAGAAGAGGCUCAAAGCUGAGCAGGAAGCUCGUACCACUGCUGAGAAACAGCUCGCAGAUGAAAAGAAGCGCAAAAAGCUUGAGGAAGCUACGGCAGCCAGAGCAGUAGCUCUAGCUGCUGUUUCCAGAGGAGAAUGCACAGACACACUGCGACGGCGGAUCACAGAAUUAGAAACAGAGUGUAAGAAACUAAACCUGGACAACAAGCUUAAGGAAGACCAGAUCCGAGAUCUUGAUUUGAAAGUCCAGGAGCUUCAUAAAUACAAGGAGAACGAAAAAGACACAGAAGUGCUGAUGUCAGCGCUGUCAGCCAUGCAGGACAAGACCCAGCACUUGGAGAACAGCCUUAGUGCGGAGACCAGGAUCAAACUGGACCUCUUCUCUGCACUGGGAGAUGCCAAGAGGCAGCAAGAAAUCGUGCAAGGUCAGAUCCUUCAGAAAGACCAAGAAAUAAAAGAUCUGAAGCAAAAGAUAGCCGAAGUGAUGGCUGUCAUGCCCAGCAUCUCAUACACAACCGACACCAGCAGCAUGACCCCCGUGGCCCCCCACUACUCCUCCAAGUUCAUGGACACCAACCCCUCUGUCUUGGACCCCAAUGCCUCAGUUUACCAGCCACUCAAAAAGUGACCGUUUUGAUCUAUCCCUCCCUCCAUUCUCCUUAUUUUUAUUUUUUUAUUUCCCCGGCCCAGCACCUUUCUAUGUGCUCGGCAUGUCUGCAGCAGAGUGUUUUUCUUGGGUCUUUAUUUUCUCCUUGCCAGGUCAGAAGGAUGUUGUAUUGUGUGUAGUUAAAACAAAAGAUGGGGAAAAAAAAAUAAUUAAACGACACCACAUCAACUAGGAACUCUGUUUUUUUCUCAUCAGUGUUUAGUGAAACCUCACAGAUUUGGGGAUGUAUCUAGCGUACAUCGCAAGGAUGUUGCUCUCUAUUCUCACCCCCAUUAUAACUCCUGGCCACGAGUUAAACUGGAUUCCACCCAGGGAAUAUCUGCUUUCUAUUUUAUGAGUGCAACACAGAAUUCCCAUCAAACAUAUCCCAGGUCGUACCCUUCAGAUUUUUUUAAAUCUCAAGGUAGCAAGAAAAAUCAGAGGAAUGUAGUGCAAAGUGAGCACAGAUCCAUUUAGUUGUUUUUAAUUUAUUUUAAUCCACAAUCAGUCCCCUAGUAAGCAAUCAUCUCUGCUGCUAUGGAGUAUGCUGGCAAAUUGUUUUUAAGAUGUGCGAUUCUGUCUGUUUGCUCUUUUUUCAAGAUUCAAGGUGGAAAUGAGGGAAAGAUCUGUGUAAACAGAAGGCGACUAAAAUAAAAUGCAAGCACCUCCUCUUCACUUUCAAUUUAGAACCAGUCAAAUUUAAAAUAUAAAAUCAGUUUUCCAUACUGUUUCUGAAAGCAGUUCAAGUUAGAGUGCAGAAUGUUUGUCAAUAUUUCUCAUUUCUCACAAUGCCUUCCUUGAGUGAGGACAUAUUGAGUUUGAAAAUGAAUUACACAUACAGGAUUUAAUUACAUAAUUAGUUUUUAAGCAUCAAGCUAAACUGGCAAGAAUGAGAAUUUAAUCCCAUGCUGUGAAUUGGCACAAAUGUUACCUUCCGGGCUGAUUUUAUCAUUUUCUGGACCUUGUUUUACCAGAAUCUGUUGCAAACACUUAAAGGCAGUCUGUCUCUUUUACUAAAGUUAUGAUUUCAGUGUGAAAAGAAACAAAACUCCUGGUCAUCCCACCCAGUGUUUUGGCAUGUCUGUCUACUGCACAUUGGUUUCAGCCUCACCACAAAACUUAUGUACUGCUGUUGAAACAGUCAGUUUAGGUGCAGCUCACUUUUCUUUUUUACUUCCAGUUCUUGCAAUGUAGAAAACAGGUUUGAAAGGGAAAAACCUAAAAUGGAUUGUGCAAUGAGAGUUAGAGAGCUUUGAAAUGCCAAAUCUUAAUAUUAGAGUUAGACUAUUUAAUUGAUCCUCCUCUUCAGUUUGUGUGCCAAGAAUGGAAUUCUAAUUUCUCUAGUUGUACGUCCAAGAAUGUAUUGCAAUUAUAUUGGGUGACAUAUUUGUGAACAAUCACAUUGAAUAUUUCAGUUGUGCAACUAGUGGGAGUGGUGACUUGUUUGGAAUAGACUAUAGUUGCCAGCAAACGGACUCAAACAUCUGAUUUCUUCUCAUGAAUGUUACAGUAUUUGCAACAGGGUUUCAAAGCCGUUUUCCUAACUACAAAUUCUUACAAAGGGUUUGAGUCUGGUAAGGUUUCACCAUCAUCUGAAAUGGUCAUUGUUGUGUAUGUGGUUUUCACCUUCAGUAAAUGGAGUUUUUUUUGUUUUUUGGCUCGAUUGCUGUCAUUGGCUCUUAAAAAAAAGUGUUGUGAAAAUAAGUCUAGCCAGUUGGUCAACUGAUUGUUGAAAUUAUAGAAAAGUGUUUUGUUUUCUAUGCCCAGUCACUGCUCUUCCCCAUCCAGGUCUGACCUUGGCUGUGCGCUCUCGCUCUGUGAGGUUUACAAGGAAUAAAUGUUUUUUUUUUCUUGCA